This is a messenger RNA of Anneissia japonica, 2440 nucleotides long. Its product is annotated as adenylate kinase isoenzyme 5-like. Gene Ontology annotation, molecular function: ATP binding; AMP kinase activity. Gene Ontology annotation, cellular component: cytosol; cytoplasm. The record is from RefSeq and is a predicted model, not a curated record. Gene Ontology annotation, biological process: nucleoside triphosphate biosynthetic process. The transcript has 10 exons. NCBI's taxonomy places the organism in Eukaryota, Metazoa, Echinodermata, Crinoidea, Comatulida, Comatulidae. The coding region runs from base 180 to 1658 and encodes 492 amino acids.
ACCGACUAGAAAAGAGGAGAGCCAUUAACAAACGAGAAGAUGAUACUGCAGAGGCAACUGAAUCUAGAUUGUCAAUAUUCUUAAAAAAUACUCCCUGUCUCUUUGAACAAUUUCCAGAUGAUAUUAAAAAGGUGGAUGCUGACAGAGAUGAGGAUGAGGUUUUCUAUGAUGUUGCAAACAUGUUUGAUGAAUUGUUCUACUCGCCCAAGACACCAGAAGCUGCCAGUGUUGAUCUGAAACUGAAUGCAAAGUCACCACCACUCCCACCAAUUUCAAACUCUAGAACUAAAAGCACUGAAGAAAAUAAAGAGAAAGAGGAACUCGUUCAGCUUGCCACUGAAUUACUGGAUACAGGAGCAGAGAAGGAUGAACCCAUUCCAGAGAUAACAGACAAACCAAGGACAGAAGUUAUUGAAGAGGUACUUGAGAAAAAGGAAGCUUACGUUACCGGUGAGGAUGACCAAACACUUCCUGAUUCAGAAGGGAAGCAGCAAAGCAAGGACCAGGAGGUUGCCACUCCCACAUUGAAGGAUGCCAAGGUCAUAUUUGUCAUUGGAGGACCCGGAUCUGGUAAAGGUACUCAAUGUGCGAAACUUGUAGAAAAAUAUUCAUUCAUGCAUCUUUCGGCCGGGGACCUUCUGAGGGCAGAGGUGAAAUCUGGGUCAGAACGAGGAAAGCAAUUAACAGAGAUAAUGGAAAAGGGUGAACUAGUUCCUCAGGAUGUCGUGCUUCAACUUCUCAAGGAGUCAAUGGAAGCAUCUCUUGCAAGUUCUAAAGUAUUUUUAAUUGAUGGUUAUCCUAGGAAAUUGGAACAAGGAAUAGAAUUUGAAAAGGAGAUUACUGAAUGCCAGUUUCUCCUCUACUUUGAAGUGUCUGAUGAGGAAAUGACAACUAGGUUACUGAAGCGGGGAGAAACCAGUGGUAGGUCUGAUGAUAACGAAGAAACAAUCAAGAAACGUUUGAGUGUGUUCCAUGAACACACCACACCUGUUCUUGAUCAUUUUAAGGAAAAAACAAAGAAGGUUGCUGCUGAAUCAGGCACACCAGAUGAUAUCUUUGUAGAAGUUGUCAAACUUUUGGAAGGUCAUGGCAUUGUAGCUGCAGCAGCGGAACAAUCAGAAAAGAAUGCCACACCAUCCGAAGAACAGAAGGAAGGGAAACCACUGGAAACUAAUGAUGCUAAGACUGAAGAAAGUCAGCCAGAGGAGACAGAAGCCAAGGCUGAAGAGAAAGGAAAUGAGGAAACUACUGAAGAGGCACCUGCAGAGCCUGCACCUAAAACAGAAGAUAAACCAGAAGAAGCUGCAUCAGAAGAUAAGGUAGAAGAACCAGCUUCUGAAGAAAAGGCAGAAGAAUCAGAACAGAAAGAGGGUGUAUCUGAACCAGUGCAAGCUUCAGAAGAAAAACCAGAACAGACUUCAGAAGAAAAACCAGAGCACACUUCAGAAGAAAAUGCUGUAGAUAAGAAGGAAGAAACAGAAACAAAGGAAGAAUCACCAGAAGAAACAAAGACAGAAGACAACACUGAAUCAGCAAAGGAUGAAACAACACCAGAAGCAGAAGGAAACACAGGUGGUGAAGAGGAAAAAGUAGAAGAAGCAACAACCGAAGAAACAAAAGCAGAAAAUGUACCAGAAACAGACAAUACUGAUGGUUAAAAUUUAUUUUAUUGAUUAUACAUAAUUACAUUCUUACCUUUUAAAAUGUCUUUAAAAAUAAUAUGGUAUCUUUAGAAUCAAUACUUGUACAAUCAGCUAACAAACUGACAUUCCAUUUGUAAAUAUUUAAUAUUAGGGGAAUUUUUCUUUUAACUGUUUGUUUUUUCUUUUAACUGCUUUAAUGUUUCAGUUAUGUAAUGUAUGUAUACAAAACGUUCUUUCUGGUGCUUUAUCCUCUCUGUGUUCUCACCAAGUAUGGGAUUCUACCCAGAUUACAAUAAUUGAUCUUAACUGCUCUUACUGUAUAUUACUAAGUUCUCUAUUGAGUUAAAUCACAAAAUGCAGUUAAAAUUACUUUUAUCUUACUUUUAUCAUGUUCAUGAAUGCUUAGUGAAGAUGUAAGCUAAACACUGUCCUUACAUGAAAUAUACACAUCAAAAAGUACUAUUCACACUCGUAUAUUUUCAUAUGAUGUCUGGAAACAUUGGAAAGUAUAUAUGUCACAUAUGAUUUAUAUAUAUAAAACAACAUAGAAAUAAGUACAAAAUAUAACUAAUUUACCUGUUAGAGUCUGCUCUGUCACUGUGAUGUGAUCAGUUGGUCACUGAUUGUCAUUGAUUAAAUAAACCAAAAAUACUCAGAUCCAAAUAGUUUGUGAAUAUUCAGAUGAUUUGCACAUAUAAUGCAUAUUAUAAAACAUAUUAAGUUAUGUAAAAUGCACUUGUAUAAUGCAAAUGAAAGACAGUAUAUUAUAUAAUGCCUAUUAAAAAAGUAUAUAAUUG